UCAAGUAAAGCUGUCAGCUGAUCUUGUGAAACGAUGGAUGCAGAAGAGCUGACUGAAUCCAUCAUCAGAGGACUCAUGUUUCUGGCAGGGAUCCUUGGUAACAACUGGCUGGCUAUACGCUCCCUGCCCAGGCAGAAAUCUGGCAUCCGCACCAACGAGGUCCUUUUCAUCAAUCUGGCCGUCUCCAACCUCAUCACCAACUACCUGGUGGACCUGCCCGACACCAUGGCAGAUUUUGCUGGACGUUGGUUCCUGGGGGAAAUCUACUGUGGCGUGUUUCGUUUUUGCGCCGACCUCUCUGAAACCAGCAGCAUCUACACAACCUUCUUCAUCAGUGUUUUCUGGCACCAGAAGCUUGUCGGCUCCCUGAAGCGUGGAGGUGCACCGGUGCAGCUGGACAGCCUGUGCUUGGUGGGCUGUCUGCUGGCUGGGAGCUGGACGGUGGCUUUGGUCUUCAGCAUCCCACACUUUUUCUUUGUUGCAGUGGAGAGCACAAAUGACAGCCAUGAAGACUGUAUAGAUGUGUUCCCUAAUGCAGCUGCCAUGCAAACUUAUGAAAUCCUUUAUUUAACUCUGGCUAAUGCUAUCCCUGUUGCUGGGAGUGUAUUUGCCAGCAUUCAGAUUGUCGUCACUCUGCUCCAAAACCAGCAACGCAUACGGGGUCAUGCCUCUGACGCUACAAAAGAAAUGGUUAAAGCUGAAAACAGUGGUGAAAACAGAAAAGAUCCUAAAGUUUCUGCAUCCCUAACUAACAUGUAUACAGGCGUGCCUGCUUCUUCCAGUCCAAACGAAGGGCCGGCUGAGCCCAGCUCGUCCCUCAAUAAGGAAACAAACACAGACAGCAAAGCUGGAGCACCAUCAAAUGUUUCAAGGCCCAGCCAGAUGCCAGCUAAGCCCAGUCAGAGCACAAGCUCUCAGGUGAGGGCAGCCAAGAGUGUGGUGGCUGUAGCCAGUGUGUUUCUGGUCUGCUGGCUGACUCAUCUGCUUUUGCGCAUAACCAACAACAUCCACACCUCGUCAAUUUUGGUGGAGGUGGCCAGCUACAUUGCAGCCUCCUACACCUGCAUCAUCCCCUACAUAUUCCUGUACGGAGUGAAACAGCUUUCUUGCUCAUGCAAAAGGUAGAAAGGUGUACAUUACACCCAGAUUCAAAUCUGUCAUGAUUAACAUCCAUCAAUUGUAUAAGAACCUGUAGAAGAGGUGGGGAUGAGCACAUGUUGCUCAAGUGCAAGAAAUCUUUUCAAUUAUGAGCUUACCUCUCUUAGAU
Molecule: messenger RNA, 1267 nt
Organism: Centropristis striata (black sea bass)
Lineage: Eukaryota; Metazoa; Chordata; Actinopteri; Perciformes; Serranidae
Product: alpha-2C adrenergic receptor
Exons: 1
Coding region: 34-1125 (363 amino acids)
Biological process (GO): G protein-coupled receptor signaling pathway
Cellular component (GO): membrane
Molecular function (GO): peptide binding; G protein-coupled receptor activity
Source: RefSeq, a predicted model, not a curated record